Messenger RNA from Tigriopus californicus, 4982 nucleotides. RefSeq names its product serine/arginine repetitive matrix protein 1-like. Lineage: Eukaryota; Metazoa; Arthropoda; Copepoda; Harpacticoida; Harpacticidae. The record is from RefSeq and is a predicted model, not a curated record. The transcript has 7 exons. Bases 882 to 4928 code for a protein of 1348 amino acids.
GGCAGGUGAGCAAGGCCUCAUCAGGGUGAAUGAGAUGACUGCCCACUUUCCAGCCACUGCUCAGGGCACCUGAAGGGGCCUUCCGGGCCUGGCGGGCCCUCCCCGGUGCUCCGCCACUCUGAGAUGAGGGUCCUCUCAGUUCCACCUUGUUGUUGGUGUUGUUCGGAGAGCACUUUUUUGACGGGUGCUGCUAGUCUGUUGGAGCAAUCUGCUGGUUGAUGGCGUUUUGAAAAUGAUACCUGUUGUUGCGUGGAACUGUGUGCAGAUCUGGUGUCGUCCAUAGGACGGAAAAACUCACCAGUAACAUCAGCAUUCACGGCCUGAAGCACUUCGAUUCGUCCGCAGUGGCUCUUCUCCAUCGUUUGUGUACACAGUGGAAAAUCCGUAUGAAGCUAGUGAGUUGGUGGUAGUUCUUUGGAUGGAGCUGCUCUUGUACUCUAACCUAAGGUAUCUGGUACCCAGUGCAUACAACAACGUGACGUGCCCCAAAUAAGCAAAUCAAGAUUGAGUGAGGAGUGACAGCAUAUGUACUGUCAGAGGGAUGAGUUGGUGAUGAUGAUGGCGGUGGUGAUUGGAGAGGAUUAUUCGUGUAUCUGAGGACAAAGACCCUGGGAAACCGACUUUCAUUUCCCCCGAGGUGAACACUGUGCGACCAAGAAAAAAAGUACAAAGUCACUAAUACGUGCUCAUCUAAUUCGCCAUUGGUCUGAACAACGAGAAACAAGCGUGAAACUUUCUCUGUGACCCUCGGCAUCCCUUGUUCCAAUGGACGACUAAUAAUAUCUGUCAGUGCCAAAGCCCCCAAAACUCGUAACUCACCCACCAUUCCACUCAGAAGUAGCGUAGUACAGUGCUAUUCGUCAGUGCUCAAAAGGUGAAAAAUGGUGCGAAAAUUUGGUCGGCGCUCAAGCACCACUUCCAGCGAGGAUGAUGUUCGCAGCAGCUUGGAUCUACUAGACUCUGUAAUUGGUGAAUUCGACGAUGGCUUACUCUCUGGAACCGAUUCGGAAUACAUGGUCGAUCCUCGAAGACAGGCCAGAGAAUCGCCAUCGGCGCGAUCGGGCCCAGUUCAACCGAUCAUUUCCGACAAGAGACGCAUCAUCAGUGACAAGAUCGACAACAUCUUUAGUGAAGCCACACACGAAAUCAUUUAUGCGGAUGAAAAUGUCUCUCGGAGGCGAAGUCCAGUUAGACGGGUCAAUGAUCCUCUGCCGACCCCGCCUCAACCAGUGCCACCUCCGCCUCCUCCUCCCAUGCCUAUGGGCUUGACUGGGGUGAAUGGGAUGAAUGGUGGGGGCGAUGGAGAGGUGAUCGUGUAUGAGGACUACGACAGGAAUCAUCAGACUGGUGGGAGGUCCCCAUCUGUCACGACCAGCUCGACCACCACCACAACCAACGUAAAAGCUCAGAUCCAUUCUUUGGAAGCACGUGGGCGGGACAUUCAACAGAUGAAGAGGCAUAACCUCAACAAUGGAAGUAAGAUGUCAGGCGACGUGAAGGAUAAAUCUCGGAGUCGAAGUGAAAACCCACCUCUGGCUCGAAAUCAAGGCUUCUCCUACUUGGAUCAGCGAUCUUCUCGAGUUGAGAUGCCUCCCCCUAUGCCAGAAAAGACCAAAAUUCAUCUGAAACCCCGACACACACAAGAGAGUAGCAAUGGCUCCUUUGACCGCAAUUCGUCGUCUAACACUCAAAAUGGCACACCCACAUCGCGGGGCCUGAUGCAGAGGACGGAUUCGAAUGCUCGAGUGGUCCUCAAUGGCAGAGAGUUCUUUGAAGAUCCGCCGAGACGCGGGAUCUCUCCUGGUCCCGUCUCCAAGCGAUACGGGAAGAAGAAAGAUUCCUCUGCUCAACAAGGUGCCCGAAACCAGAAGAAUCGCUCUGCAGAAUCAAGUGUCAGUCACAAAUCCAACUCGAACCCUUAUGAGAGUGUUCAAAGUAGAGCCGGAGCAUUCAAUAGCUCCAAUAUAAAACCCGAGUCCUUAGACCGAGACAUUCCCCGUGUGAGAAACACAAGAACCCCACGAGCGUCUAGAUUAGAAAACAGUCGGCUUCAGAACCGUCGAUCCCGGUCGAUGGGGGCUCUUGAGGCCGAAGAGCAUCUGCUGAUUGAAGAUCCUCGUCAUCGAGGGGGUAUCAAGCAUGGGGAGGACCAUUUUGCAGCCAGUCAAACAAGUUCGCGAGAUCGGCGAGGUCGCAACAAGAGACGUGAGGAUGCCAAACGGAGUGGCUCACGGGGACGAAGUCUCGAAAGAGGUUUACUCCAACCUCCUUCGCCAAACCAUCACCAAUCAGAUCCGAUUGAACAAUUUCUCCCCAGAUUUUCUUAUCCCGGGAAAAUGCCAGCCCGUCAAAAGAGCAUGAUUGAUCUUCGGGAUCCGAUGUGGGAGCAACAACAACGACUCAUGCAACAACAACAGCAGUUCGUCCAAAAUCAAAGGAGAUUUGCUCACCAUCCCCAAGGCCUGCCACCUCAACUCUUGAGAUCCGCCACUGAGCACGAUAUCAAAAUUCGGAACCGCCGCUCCAUCGCCACGGAUCAUCCGGGCAUCGAAGACAUACCGCCACUCAUACGGCGUCAAAUGAUGAUGCAAGCUGCCAUGGCUGCGCAACAACAACAACAGCAGCAACAACAACAACAACAUCAGUUGCAAAACGAAAGGCUGAUGCGGUCAAAUUCAAAAUUGGCUCUUCAUCAAAAUGACCCGGAGCAAAUAGUACUGAGGCAACUGAAUUUGGACGCGCAGAGAGAGUACCUCAAAAGAAGAGGAUUUUCUCCGUCCCAUCCGUUCAUAUCAGGAGAGGUCCCUAUUCACCCGGAGCUACAAGGUCGCCUUCCUUUCAAUGUUCCAUCAAGGACCAUACCAAUGAGACCUGAUGAUUACCAGCGAUUCAAGCCGGAGUUAUGGCUUCAGCAAAGGAAUCCGAACCCCGUGCCAUUCAACGAUGUUGCCAUGCUUCAAAGCGAACUAGAGCUUCGAAGACGUCGCGAAGUGCAUCGGCAAAACAGUCAAAGAACGGGUGGAGGGGAUAAUGAGCCACAAAGCUUCAACAGCUUGCCUUGGGAAGAAAUUGUUAUGAACACCCCAUCUAUGGAGGCCCACAUGGCUCGAACGCAUCCGGGCAAGUCAGAGCGGAAAACAGAAAAGAUCCCACCAAACAUGACCUCUUUCGCGAAUGAUCGCAGAGAAGAAGAUCGCAAGAAGAAAGAGAAGACCACUUGGUUUGGUGCCAAGAGUCCCAAAGACCCGACACCGACAGCAAAUGGUAAACACAACGGACAUUGGUUCAUGCGAGAGAAACAAGACCACCAGUCAAUGCCAUCAAUGGCGGAAGGAAAUGAGGAGCCGAAUGAAACUGUGGGUUUGAGUCGAACGGACACCAAUCGCUCCUCAUUUGGGAUUAUAUUGAGAGACAAGUUCAAGAAGAAUCCCAAUGUUUACUUUCCCAAAACGGAAUCGAAGCGUUCCCAUAGUUCCGAUACUAGAGAGCCUGACGAGGAUGGUUCUGAUACCGAUACAUUAAUCCAUAACAUGUCAGAAGAAAGCUAUGAAAAGGAGGAAUCCAACAGCUUGUCUGGGAGUGGGAGUGGCUUGAGCACUCAUUCAAACAGUAAAGGAUCCUCGGCCACAUCGUCACUAUCACCCCAUAACAGCAUGGAGGGAAGUCCCCGGAUGUUUUCCAAGGAGAGCCUUUUUCAAGCCAAAAUUUCCUCGUCCCAACCUAAUGUUACCAUGGGGAAAAAGACUAUCCGGAAUUACACUCCACAAGCCAGCACCACCAUGUUACGGGAACUCGAGAACAAGCGUCACAAAGCCAACCAGAGAGCAGUCAGAAGUGUUCCCCAAAACGAAAUGGAGAACAAGAGCUCUGUAGAUCAAAUGAUUGAGGACUUUCAUCGAAAUUUACCCCCGCCUUCCAUCCACGGAGGGGCUAGCUCUAUCAGCCCACCAGUACAACAAAGCCAUGAAGAUUUUGACGACUUUGGCGAGGUGCCACGAUUAGCCGAGGUUCGUCCAGAGAUCCCCCCCACUCCAGACACAUUCUCAAAGAGAACCAGUAAACAUGGCACACUCAACAGCCAAAUAUCCAAUUGGUCCGUGGCCAGAUCCACAGCCAGUUUUGAUUAUCAGCCCGCUGUCGAUGGCUCAUACUCCAGCCGGAGACGGUCUCCACAAGACCAACUUCCCGUCCUCGCAGAGGAUGACACUGAUCCUAGUCGAAUCUCUCCCCGUGGGGAACGGAUUCCCCCUGAAGGUGCUUCCCAUCAGUCGUCCAGUCCCAUUGACAUUGCUCAAUUAGAAGACGAUCAAAAACACAGGCCAUCCAGAGCCAAGGUAAAUGAGAUAAGAGGCGAAGACUUGUCAGAUUUGUUGCAAGAACCACCCACCGAUGAGGAGGAUGGGUUUUCCAACCUGAGGAAGCUUAUCUCGGAGGGCCGUUUAACUGGGUUAAAUGAGAAGCCACCCAGCUUUGUGCCACCUACUCCGCCCACCACCACCAAGCCCAAGAGCUCAGCGGCACCCACAAACAAUGGUCAGAAAGGAGGUGGACCUCGGCGGGCGAAACAACCAGCCCCUGACCCAACCCCUCAGAGCCGAUCUAAGUCUCAACCUCCUAAUCGACAAUUAGAGAAACAACCGAGUCGAAAGACCAAAGAGGCACCUAAACCGCCCCGUAAAAACGUGGAAUCCAAGGCCAAAAGACAAGUCUCCGAAUCCCUGGAAGAUUUGACGCAGAUGGAUCAAAAGCGACCCAACGAGGUCCGAAGGUCUCCAAGCACUCAUGAGACAAAGACGAAAUAUGAGCUCAGGCGCGAGGAGACUGAUCACAUGGCUCAGCUGAUUGCCGACUCCACAGAGAAAAAGUUCAACUUUAAUCCCUUCAAAGGCUUAUUGAAGAAGAAGAACUACUCUUUUGAUUUCAAUUAAAUCAAUCGGUUUUUUUAUUGAGAGUGUUGACGAAAUAUAGGUAUAUGACACGUU